CGUGGUAGUGUAACUCCGGUUGGUAUUUAUACUAGAUUGGAUCACUGUCAAUGUCAUUCUCAAUUUCUCAUUCAUACCUACCGAUACCGGAAAUGCUCGCCGGAGCUGAACCCUCGAGACCCAUUCCCAACCUCCCCUAGAUGAAGACUUCACCACAAACCUCUCAUGGUUUCACUCUGCAAUGCCCUCUCUCUCCUCCCCAUCUCUGACUCUGCCGCCCAAACCUAACAAACACCUCCUCCCCAACAAGCACAACAAGCCUUCCUGCCUCGUCCAAUCCAUCCUCAACCUCUGCUCCCAAGGUCAGCUCUCCCAAGCCGUCUCCUCCCUUGACCUCUUAUUCCGAAAAGGUAUUCGCUUGCCCACCAAGUCUCUCGCUUUUCUACUGCAGCACUGUGGAGACGCUCGGUCCCUCAGAGAAGGCAAAUGGGUUCACUUGUAUUUGAGGCUGUCCGGAUUCAAACGGCCGCCUUUGCUUUUGGCUAACCAUUUGAUUGGGAUGUACUUCAAAUGCGGCGAUGAGGUUGAUGCACGCAAGGUGUUUGAUAAAAUGUUUGUGAGGAAUUUGUACUCGUGGAACAAUAUGUUAUCUGGGCAUGUGAAGAUGAGGAAUCUGAAGGAGGCCCGGAGCUUGUUUGAUAAAAUGCCUGAGAGGGAUGUUGUGUCCUGGAACACCAUGGUGAUUGGUUAUGCCCAGAGUGGGGAUUGUAAUGAGGCUUUGAGGUUUUAUAGAGAGUUGCGGAGGUCGCCGGUUGGGUUGAAUGAGUUUAGUUUUGCAGGUGUUUUGACUGUGUGUGUGAAGAUGAGGGAAUGGAAGCUUAUUAGGCAGGCUCAUGGGCAGGUUUUGGUUGCUGGGUUUUUGUCGAAUGUGGUGCUUUCGAGUUCGGUGGUGGAUGCUUAUGCCAAGUGUGGAGAGAUGGUAGAUGCUAGGAGAUUGUUCGAUGAGAUGGCCGUGAGGGAUGUUCUUGCUUGGACCACACUGGUUUCGGGAUAUGCCAAAUGGGGUGAUAUGAAAUCAGCUAGCGAGUUGUUUGAUCGGAUGCCUGAGAAGAACCCGGUGUCAUGGACAUCUAUGAUUUCGGGGUAUGCUAGGAAUGGAUUGGGGCAUGAAGCGCUUGCAUUGUUUGCAGAGAUGAUGCUGUUUCAAGUCAGGCCUGAUCAGUUUACCUUUAGUAGUUGCCUUUGUGCUUGUGCUAGUAUAGCUUCGCUUAAGCAUGGUAAACAAAUUCAUGCCUCUUUAAUACGAAAUAAUUUAAGACCCAACAUGAUUGUUGUGAGUUCUCUUAUCGACAUGUAUUCCAAAUGCGGCAGUUUGGGGGCCGGAAGGCAGGUUUUCAAGCUCAUGGGUGAUAAGCAAGACAUCGUGUUAUGGAACACAAUGAUGUCUGCCUUAGCACAGCAUGGUCAUGGUAUAGAGGCAUUGCAGAUGUUUGAAGACAUGGUCAGUUCAGGUGUAAAGCCGGUUACGACCACCUUUGUUGUCAUUCUCAAUGCUUGUAGUCAUUCUGGUCUAGUGCAGGAAGGGCGUAGGAUUUUCAAGUCCAUGACUGAUGAUUAUGGCAUUGUUCCUGAUGAGGAACAUUAUGCAUGCUUAAUUGAUCUCUUGGGUCGAGCUGGAUGUUUUGAUGAGUUGAUGAACCAGCUCGAAAAUAUGCCAUGUAAAGCUGGCGGUCAAGUUUGGAAUGCAUUACUUGGUGUUUGUAGAAUCCAUGGAAAUACAGAGCUGGGAAGAAAAGUGGCCGAACACCUUAUUGAGUUGGAGCCUCAAUCUUCUGCUCCCUAUGUUUUGCUUUCGAGUAUAUAUGCUGAAGAAGGUAGAUGGGAGCUGGUAGAGAAGGUGAGACGGCUUAUGGAUGAGAGACAUGUGAGGAAAGAGCGGGCCAUUAGUUGGGUAGAAGUUGAAAGUAGAGUGCAUGCUUUCACUGUAUCAGACCGGCUGCAUCCUCUGCAAGAGGAAAUAUACUCAGUUUUGAAACAGUUAGCUGACCAGAUGGAUGAAGAUGCUUCAGUAACUAACGCCGAGAACUAGAAGUUUGAUGACUUGUUAAUUUGCAGGGUGGUAAGGAGAGCAAGGGAUAGUAUUUAUCCAUUCAAAUUUCAAAAUUUUGUAACAUGAUAUUCUUAAGCUACAAUUUCAGAUUCUUUAGAAUGAAAUACAUGUGAUGUUUUCCCAAUAAUAAAAGAGAA
Molecule: messenger RNA, 2187 nt
Organism: Rosa chinensis
Lineage: Eukaryota; Viridiplantae; Streptophyta; Magnoliopsida; Rosales; Rosaceae
Product: pentatricopeptide repeat-containing protein At2g21090
Exons: 1
Coding region: 182-2029 (615 amino acids)
Biological process (GO): RNA modification
Molecular function (GO): protein binding; RNA binding
Source: RefSeq, a predicted model, not a curated record